AUGCUUAAAUCUGUGGCGAAGUGUGAAGCAGUAAAGUACACAAACAUUUGUACAAAAAUAAUUAAGUUAAACUAUGAUUUACGCCUCGAGAGUUUGGACGUGAAAUUGGAUAGAUCUCAGAGGAUGGAGAAGGAGCUCAUUUGUAUGGCAAAUGCUGAUGGAUGUGAAACGGAGGAGAAAGGGAGUAAUGGAGGAGCAAAGGUGGCAAUGGUUUCCUGCCCCGCUUGUGAGAAGAAGAUAUGCAUUGGAAACUGUGACGUGCAGUCAUUUCCCAGAGACAGAAUCUUGGAAAAGCUCGUGAAUCGUUCCUUUGGAGCGACGUCCGACGUUCUCUGUCAAAUGUGCGAUACGAUUCCCCCGAAUGCCGGGACAAUAUCUUGCGAGCAAUGUGAUAUCACGUAUUGCGAGAAAUGCUGCAAGACCUAUCACCCUCGUCGUGGACCGCUGGCUUCACAUAUGUUAGUAUCACCCUCAACUCUUGGCAAAGGAAGGCAAGAUGUGAUGAAGUGUAGUCAUCAUAGAGAGGAAAACAUCAGCAUGUAUUGCGUCAAGUGUAAGACAACGGUCUGUUACCUCUGUGUAGACAGAGGAAAACAUCGUAAACACGAUGUAAAAGCCCUGGGAGAGAUGUUCAAGGAACAGAAGACGGAGCUUACAGGAAACCUAAAACAGUUAUGUGAGAAAGAAAAAGAGUUACAAAGUUUCAUCGGCCGUUUAAAUGAGAAACGUGUUGAUAUUCAGGAAAAUGGUCUCGAUUUUGAGGCCAGUGUUGUAGCACAAUGCGACUCCCUGAUAAGGUUUAUUGAAGGGAAAAAGAAUGAAUUAUUGCAGGUCGUCACAACAGAGAUCAAUAAAAAGAUUAAGAACUUAAACAAUCAGAUUAAAGAAUGUGAAGGAAAGGCAUAUGAAGCCAAAGGAUUGAUCGAGUAUACAAUGGAGGUCUUGAGAGAAGUCGAUCCAUCCUCUUUUCUAUUGGUCUCAAACUCCGUGAGUCAAAGGGUGUUGACGUCACAACGUGAUUGGUAUAAGGAUUUCUCCAUGGAACCGACUACUUCAUGUAACAUCAACCUAACACUAGAUCUUUCCGUUAUACACGAAGUGUUGCAAGAUAUGAACUUUUACGAGUUAAAAGCGCCACCAGCUCCGGAAUUCCUACCCGAUCAAUGUUCAGUGUUGAAUGACAAGAUCAUCUUAUCAUGGCGUCCUGUGGAACAUGGAAAUCCGCAAGGUUUUGUGGUCGAAAUCGACGAUGGGUGUGGAGGAAGCUUUAGAGAGGUGUACAGUGGGGAUAAGACCAAGUGCACAGUCAGCGGGGUGCAGUUUGACUCCACGUACAGAGCACGUGUACGAGCCUACAGCAGUGCUGGUGAAAGCCAAUCAAGCGAUCUUGUUUACCUGGGCACACCAGAUUUGGCCUAUUUUACGUUCGACCCCGAGACGGCUCCGUCAGGUGUAUCCUUGUCAAACGACAACUACACAGUUACUUGCAACUGCAGUGAAAAUCGCGUGGUUCUAGGAAACAUUGGUUUCUCAAAAGGCAUACACUACUGGGAGAUCACGAUCGACAAGUAUACGAGCAAUCCCGAUCCUGCGUUUGGCGUCGCCCGAGCCGAUACCGAGAAGAAUACGAUCUUGGGAAAGGACACGAAAGCCUGGUCGAUGUACGCCGAUGCAAGCCGAAGCUGGUUCCGACAUAAUAAUGCACAUUUCGAACGCCACCUGGGCGGGAUUGAGACGGGGGCUGUUGUAGGAGUGUUGUUAGAUGUGAGUUCGUAUAGACUCACGUUCUUUCUCAACGACGAUGAGAGGGGAUCGAUACAAUUGCCGAGCGGAAAUGAGAUGUUUUACCCGGCUGUCAGUCUGAAUAGAAACGUCGAACUAUCUUUGCAAUCUGGCCUGCGUCCCCCAGACAGUUCAACUGCAUAGUGAUAAUGGCAUCAGGGACAUGAGUGAACUCAC
Molecule: messenger RNA, 1959 nt
Organism: Dendronephthya gigantea
Lineage: Eukaryota; Metazoa; Cnidaria; Anthozoa; Malacalcyonacea; Nephtheidae
Product: E3 ubiquitin-protein ligase TRIM9-like
Exons: 8
Coding region: 1-1926 (641 amino acids)
Molecular function (GO): zinc ion binding; protein binding
Source: RefSeq, a predicted model, not a curated record